ACCAAGAUGGCUGCGGGCCCCCAGCGCACCCUGAUCAGGACGAGAUCUCUAUCGUGGUCACUCGCCUUUGUCACUGUGUAUUUUCUUCGUGUAUGGAUGGAAGUCAGCCUGAGGCAGACUGCAGUCACAAGGCUGCUCUUUCAAGAAAUAUCAGGAAUCACUUCGAUCGUACUUUCCGUCAAGUUUUUCGCAAGCAGAGUCACAGAUGUCAUCGAGCUGUUCGGACAAAUGAAGACUAUUGCCCACUGUCUUGAAGAAAACCGGGCCCCACAGAAGCAGAGGUCCAUGUCAAACCCCGCUCGCAUCUCACACCGUGUCGCCGAGUUCAACUCAAUUUUGACUGCGUUACAUCUGACAGAACUUAUUGUGGUUUUGGAUUUGCUGCGGAGCACCAAAUAGUCCCACUUGUCUGUCUGAGAAUCUACUCGUCCCUCACUAAUUAAAUGUAGUUGAAAGAAACGAAUAAUAAAUCAUUAGCGUU
Molecule: messenger RNA, 481 nt
Organism: Frankliniella occidentalis (western flower thrips)
Lineage: Eukaryota; Metazoa; Arthropoda; Insecta; Thysanoptera; Thripidae
Exons: 4
Coding region: 7-399 (130 amino acids)
Source: RefSeq, a predicted model, not a curated record